Molecule: messenger RNA, 2257 nt
Organism: Carassius gibelio (silver crucian carp)
Lineage: Eukaryota; Metazoa; Chordata; Actinopteri; Cypriniformes; Cyprinidae
Exons: 9
Coding region: 656-1978 (440 amino acids)
Biological process (GO): fatty acid beta-oxidation using acyl-CoA dehydrogenase
Molecular function (GO): flavin adenine dinucleotide binding; acyl-CoA dehydrogenase activity
Source: RefSeq, a predicted model, not a curated record
GCUAUUCAGUAAAAUCACAUCACUCGGCAAAGGGCCACUAAAGUUUCUGAGUGAAAUUUUUGUCACCAUUUUUGUCCAUUUCAAAUCACAUCAGAAAAGCAUUUAUGUUUAAUAAGAAUGAAGGAAAUAAUCAAAAAGUUUAAAAUAAAGUAUCAGCUAGGGUUAGGGUAUGUGUUGGCAGGGCUUUUUUUACAAUAAGGUUGCAUCUAUUAAAUGAUCUGAAUUCAAAUUAAAAUGUACAGUCAAUAAGUUAUUGCAUAGGCUUCUGUUUUAUUAUGUAUUACAAUACUGAGGAUCAGAUGAUUGCCACUAUUUGCAAUAAGUAGCCUAGUAUAAAUAGCAGAAAAUCUUAAUAUUUUAACAGUGUAAACAGCAUCCAUCGCUAUUUGCGCUUAGCCUCUAUCACUCUUUACACAGUGCAAAUAGCCGUUGUCUUUCAGAAAAUUCUAAUGUAUUGAUCUAAUGUGUUAGAUAGAUAUCCAAAUAAAUCGCUGAAGUCAAAAUUGCAAAAAAUAAAAAUAAAUAAAUGAAUAAAAUGUCCCAGAUUACCCGAAUUCGCCCUAUGUUAACUACCGUUAUCUGAUCAUGGUACAUUGUAACAGGCGUUUGUACAUACGAACUGUAGCCUACAUUCGAGUUCUACGUGAGUCGUCUAAUGCGCAUGCGCAGAUCAACACUUUUCAGAAUGGCACUGCGCGUCUUGAGAUUUAAUUUGGCUUUGAAUCGCAGUUUACUUAAGACAACUGUUGUCUGCAACAAACGGCACUUGUCAGAAAAAGCGUCCUCCAAUUCGAAAGCAUCCGUUUCUACCGAAAAUAUCGAUCAUGUUCUCUACACAGAGGAACAUUUUGCAUUAAAAGCAUCUUUGAGAAAGAUCAUUGAUAAAGAGAUCAACCCUUAUGUCGAUAAAUGGGAGGAAGAAGGACUAUUUCCCGCUCAUAAGAUCUUCAAAAUCCUGGGUAAUGCGGGAUUUCUAGGAGUCAACAAACCUGUGGAGUAUGGAGGUCUGGGGUUGGACUUUAGCUAUAGUGUGGCUGUUGCAGAAGAACUGGGAAACAUCAACUGUGGAGGAAUUCCCAUGGCUAUCGGCGUGCAGAGUGACAUGGCUACACCUGCACUGGCGAGGUUUGGUUCUGCAGAGCUCAAGAGAGAGUUCUUGCAGCCCACUAUAAUGGGUGACAUGGUGGUCUGCCUCGGGGUGAGCGAAACAGGGGCCGGCUCUGAUGUAGCAAGCAUCAAGACUAAAGCUGUGCGCAAAGGAGAUGAAUUUGUCAUUAAUGGAGGAAAGAUGUGGACUACUAAUGGCACUCAGGCAGACUGGAUGUGCCUCCUGGCCAACACCAGCGAUGGCCCUCCACACAAGAACAAAUCCCUAAUCUGCUUACCUAUGAAUCUGCCAGGCGUUCACAUCGCACGUAAGAUUGACAAAAUAGGCAUGUGGUCAUCGGAUACAGCAGAGGUGUUUUUCGAUGACGUGCGUGUGCCCUGCAAAAAUGUCAUAGGGCAGGAGGGAAUGGGCUUCACGUACCAGAUGCUUCAAUUCCAAGAGGAGCGACUCUGGGGGGUGGCCAAUAUUCUGACGACCAUGGAGAAAGUUGUCCAAGAGACCAUUAAUUACACCAGACAGAGGAAGGUCUUCAAUCAGCCCAUUCUGUACCACCAGGUCGUUCACUUCAGGCUGGCUGAGCUGCAGACAGAAAUCGAGCUGUUGCGCUCCCUUUUGCAUCGCGCCACAGCUUUGUACAUUAAGGGAAACGAUGUGACAAAGCUGGCGUCAAUGGCCAAGCUGAAGGCAGGACGACUGGCCCGAGAGCUCGGUGACAGCUGCCUCCAGUACUGGGGUGGCAUGGGCUUCACCAGUGACGUCCUAGUCAGCAGGUUCUACAGGGACUCCAGGUUAAUGUCCAUUGGUGCAGGAGCUGACGAGGUGAUGCUGUCAAUCAUAUGCAAGUACAUGGACACUCUUCCCAAGAAGUGACAUCACCAAUAUGAGUUCAGUUUGAAAACAAAGUGCCCUUAAAAGGAAAAUCUGACACUUAAUAUAAAUGAAAUACAGUUAUAUCAAUUAUAAAAGCCAUUAACAACCUUAAGAUGGAUGAGUUGUACCUUGCAGUGAAAAAUAAAAUAAAAAGGUAUUUUACUUGAUGAAGAACUUUAUAUGUAGUUAUAUGUAAUUUAUGUACAUUUAGAUUAUAGUUUCAUAUGAAUGUUUGUUGUUAUGGAUGAAAAAAAAUAAAGAUGUCAUAAUUCUUCAGUA